Molecule: messenger RNA, 1775 nt
Organism: Entelurus aequoreus (snake pipefish)
Lineage: Eukaryota; Metazoa; Chordata; Actinopteri; Syngnathiformes; Syngnathidae
Gene: anxa13l
Product: annexin A13, like
Exons: 11
Coding region: 140-1087 (315 amino acids)
Cellular component (GO): cytoplasm
Molecular function (GO): calcium ion binding; calcium-dependent phospholipid binding
Source: RefSeq, a predicted model, not a curated record
UGGUGACGUCACUCCUGCAGUACGGGACAGGGCAGACCGGACACUCCUCGUCUCACAACACAACCCCACACGGACACACAACAAGCACACAACACUUUUUUGUGGCAUUUAUUAACCACACACGCCGGUCAGCACCAUCAUGGGCAACGUGCAGCCCACAGUCGUCCCAUUUGAGGAUUUCGACGUCACAGCCGACAUCAAGGCCAUUCGACAAGCGUGCAAAGGUUUUGGCACCGACGAGGAGCCCAUUAUUCAAAUAUUGGCCAAUCGCUCCGCGGCCCAGCGUCUGGAGAUCAAGCAGGCCUAUUUUGAAAAGUACGACGAUUUGGAGGAGGUCCUGAGGAAGGAGCUGACCGGGAACUUGGAGAACGCCAUCGUGGCCAUGCUGGACGCUCCCAACCGGUACUUCGCCAAGGAGCUGAAGAAGGCCAUGAAGGGGGCGGGCACGGACGAGGCGGUGCUGGUGGAGAUCCUGUGCACGUCGACCAAUCAGGACAUCAUGGACUACAAAGAAGCAUAUGCCCAAGUGCAUGAACAGGACCUGACAGCCGAUAUCGAGGAUGACACCAGCGGAGACGUGAAGAACCUUCUCACAUCACUCCUGCAGGCCAGCAGGGAUGAGGGCUACGAGGUGGACGAGGACUUAGCCGAACAGGACGCCGCCUCCUUGUUUGAGGCAGGAGAAGGCAUGUUUGGCACGGACGAGACGACCUUCAGCUUCAUCCUGGCAAACAGGAACUACAUGCAGCUGCAGGCUACUUUCAAGGCGUACGAAGCGCUUUCAGGGAAGGAUAUUCUGGACACCAUCGACGCGGAGGCCACAGGAACUUUAAAGGAGUGUUACGUCACGCUAGUGAGGUGUGCCAAGAACCCACAGCUGUACUUCGCUCGUCGUCUCAACAGUGCUAUGAAAGGAAUCGGCACCGAUGAGGACACGCUCAUUCGCAUCAUUGUCGGUCGCUCUGAGAUCGACCUGGAGACGGUGAAGGACAUGUACCUGGAGAAGUACGACGUCACCCUCAAAGACGCGCUGGACUCGGAGUGCGGCGGCGACUUCAAGCGCCUCCUGCUGGAGAUCCUGCACUGAAGGCCUUUUUCCUUCGUCCCCUACCAAAAGUCCCGUAUCUUCCCGUCUACCUCCUCCAUCAGUGCACUUCACUAUCCCGAUGCUUCGGCGUAUACUCCCCGUCAGCGCUCUGUCCACUGGUGUGUCUCAAAUGUCUCUGCAGCGUGGACCAAAAAGCAAAAUGUCAACUGCCUUUUACAGUUUUUCCAAGAUUAUUACACUCAGUGGAAACUGCCAUGGUAAUAUAUUGUACACUCCGCUUUAAUCCGCUCGCUAACUUGCUUCACUAUCCCUGUGUGACAUCAUUUGCCUCAAAGAUGCCUUGUCUAGACUAGUACACAAUGCAAAUAAUUCACAGCUGCAACACAUAAGUGCCGAAUCAAACUGUUUUAAGUGUGGCGUUCAGGGCUUGUGGGAUUUUUUCCCCUUUAAGCCCUUUUAAUGACACUUAAAUUGUAUGUAUUUCUCUCUGUCGCUCACUUUCACACAACACAUUGGGCAGUAUCGCACUUGAUAUCGCGUGUGCACUGCCGAUAUAGAACACACAAGACUUGAACGUCCCUAUUCAUGCAAGCAACUGCUACUGUAAAAAUAAUAUAUGUAGCUGCUAUAAUAUGCUAAUUUCAUGCACUGGGUUAUUUAAAGGAUGUUUGAUGGAAAAAGUGGCGUACUGAUGCAAAUAAAAUAAAUAGCUAAAUAAUUUGUCUUU